AUGUCUAUCUUGUCUACCACUGAGAAUAAAGAAAACUUCAUCCAGAGAAAGACGGCUCGGACAGGUGACAGCAUGGAGGAGAAAUCAACAGCAGUUGCCAGCAAUCAAUUACUGACUGGAGGCAUGUGGAGACAGAAGGAGCACGAGAACCUAAUGACCUCAAACAUGGACCUGUCUGCUCUCCUACACGGCAGAGUGAAGUGCAGGAAGGGGAAGCCUCCCAGUACGAAGCAAACCAGGAAAGAAGCUUUUGAUCGCUACAUGAAUAUAAUAUAUGGCCUGCCUCCAAACACUGAGUUUGAUUUCGAGGACACCUUUGAUCCAGAUACAUUUUCAUUUCAUCCCGGACCAAAUAACAACAAGCCCUGUGAGCCAGACCUACAAGAAGACGUCCACCCUGAAUCUAGAUUGAUCAUUCCUGUGACUGUGGAGAAGGAAAAGGUACAGCAGAAAAAGCCUCCAGCGUCAAGCUUUAAACCAAAGACCCUGAUGAAAUUCAAGCCGCAGCCUGUUGAGAGAGUGGUACCCAAGAAUGAAGAGCCUCCAGAGAUAAAUUCUCCAAUAGAACAACCCAAACCCCAAUCUCCUCCUCCUCCUCCUCCUCCUCCUUCUCCUCCUCGUCCAAGGACCCCUCAUCCCCUAACACCUCGUCUAAGGACCCCAACUCCGCCUCCGCCUCGAGAACCCACUCCUGAGGUGCCGACGUUCCUCAAACAAUUUGCAGAUACUAGCUGGUUUAGAGACUUAUUCGCUGAUGAAAUGAGUAUCCCCAGCACCCUGUCUCCAGAGGACUUCUCCUUGCAACUGCUGGACUCCCUGACCACCUGCAGCUCUCCAUCCAAAGUGAAGAUUGUUGUUGCACUGCAGAGCCUCCACAGCCAGGGCCUCCUACAGAACACAGACAAGCUUUACCAAGGCCUCGUGGACUUACUGCCUGCAUUUGCGAGACCACAUAUGUCGCCUUUGGAACGGACCGUGCUGGAGGAAAUGCUGCAUCUGUUGGUGCGUCUGAAACCGGCCAGUUGGGACCUUGUGAAAAAGCUUCUCACUCUUCUGGCUUUUAAAAAAAUGUUUCUGGGGGAAACAGUGGUGCGUGUACUGACGGCAUUAGGUGUAGACGAGGCAGAGCAGUGGCUGUGGUCUGAGUUGGAGAGCUGGGAGUUGGAGCUGUGGGACCAGUCCGACGUCUGGAAAAGCCUCCAUGACAGAGCAGACUUGUGGCUGCAGUCAUGGACCUCCAGAUUCAAAGAACACAAGAGGUAUCUGCACUUCAAGGGUUCCGCAAAACAGAAGCUGUCAUCCUUCAGCGUGGUGGACGUGCUGAACUAUUUCUGCUCCAUCCAAAAAGAGGAGGAGCGCAGAAAGGCUCAAUAUGUUGCACCUGCUAGUCACAAAAACGCUGUACUUCUACCCUUAUAUGACUGUGUUUCCUCACCAAUCUUUCGUCUUGGAGAGACUCACAGUAUGUCCAGGAUACGCAGGCCACCAGGAGUAACUCUGCCUCCACUGCGAAACCGUCCCUUCCUCACACACUUUCCAAAUUUCAUCUCUUUGCCAUUCUCUCGAGUCACACUGCGCCCCUUUCACGUCUACUCGGACGAGGACUGGGUGAAGGCCUCACCUCACCGCUACUUCAUUCAGCAGCAGUCCUACGUGGAGUACUACAGAUGAUGCUUCACAGUCUGUAA
Molecule: messenger RNA, 1688 nt
Organism: Paralichthys olivaceus (Japanese flounder)
Lineage: Eukaryota; Metazoa; Chordata; Actinopteri; Pleuronectiformes; Paralichthyidae
Source: RefSeq, a predicted model, not a curated record